Messenger RNA from Meira miltonrushii, 1500 nucleotides. Its product is annotated as Metallo-dependent phosphatase. The coding region runs from base 4 to 1494 and encodes 496 amino acids. The transcript has a single exon. The record is from RefSeq and is a predicted model, not a curated record. Lineage: Eukaryota; Fungi; Basidiomycota; Exobasidiomycetes; Exobasidiales; Brachybasidiaceae. Gene Ontology annotation, molecular function: metal ion binding; acid phosphatase activity.
AUCAUGUUGAGUCUCUUCCUUCUCGCACUUUUAUAUCCCUCUUUGGCAUUGGCAGGUGCUGAUUUACCCGCCAUUCCAGCGGACAAAAGUACUCCUGUUCAUCAAAGAAUUUCUCUCAAAAAUCCAGGAAGUGUUGCUAUUGGUUGGAACACAUAUGAAGAAUUGAAACAGCCAUGCGUUCAAUAUGGUACCUCGGCUAAUUCACUCGAUCAACAAACUUGCUCUUCUUCUUCUAUCACUUAUGCAUCUUCUCGUACAUGGGCAAAUUCCGUGACUUUGAUUGGCUUGGAAUCUGCUACGCAAUAUUACUACAAGAUUGUCUCUACAAAUUCAACAGUUAUUCCAUUUAAAACGGGACGUAAAGCUGGUGAUCUUACUCCUUUUACUGCAAAUACUGUGAUCGAUUUAGGUGUCUACGGUAAAGAUGGUUAUACAAUCAAAUCAGCAGCAGAAAAACGUUUAAUCCCUUAUAUGAGCGCAGCACCUGAUCAUACAACAAUUUCUCAAUUGGUCAAAUCUAUCAACGAUUACGAAUUAGUCAUCCAUCCGGGUGAUUUGGGUUAUGCAGACGAUUGGUAUUUAAAAGGUCAUAAUUUAUUGGACGGAAAAGAUGCGUAUGAAGCAAUUUUAGAACAAUUUUACGAUCAAUUAAGUCCCGUUAGCGGUCAACGUCAUUAUAUGUUAUCGCCCGGAAAUCAUGAAGCUGAUUGCAGAGAAGUUGCCUAUGUACCGGGUACCUGCCCUGAAGGUCAAUUCAACUUUACGGAUUUCAACAUUCGUUUUGGACAAAUGAUGCCAACUGCUUUUGACUCUGUCUCUAAAAAUGCAAACGCAAUCUCUUCAAGACAAAAAGCUAAACAAUUAGCCAAUCCACCUUUUUGGUUUAGCUUUGAUUAUGGAAUGGCACAUGUGGUCAUGAUUGAUACAGAGACGGAUUUCCAAGAUGCUCCUGAUCAACCUGGUGGCUCAGCAAACUUGUAUGCAGGACCGUUCGGUUCUUCUAAUCAACAACUUAACUUUUUGGAGAACGAUCUUGCAAGUGUUGACCGUUCCAUCACGCCUUGGCUCAUUGUUGCCGGUCACCGUCCUUGGUAUAGUACAGGUGGAAGUUCAAACGUUUGUACGCCUUGCCAAAAAGCAUUUGAGCCAUUGUUGUACAAAUACGGAGUUGACUUGGCUAUUUUCGGACACGUUCACAACUCUCAACGAUUCUUCCCUGUUAAUAAUGGAACAGCUGAUCCUGCUGGUCAAAACAACCCCAAAGCUCCCAUGUACAUUGUUGCAGGUGGAGCGGGAAAUAUCGAAGGCUUAUCCGAUGUUGGUGAUCGACAAGGCUAUAAUGCAUUCGCUUAUGCCGAUGAUUAUAGUUAUGCAACUUUAUCUUUCCAGAAUGUUACGCAUUUGCAAGUCAACUUUAUUCGUUCAACCGAUGGAAGUAUCUUAGAUUCUUCUACUCUGAUUAAAAAUCAUACUGAUGCAUUCGUAGUACAAUAAACAACG